CCAAUUUCCGUCUCAUUUUUGCUAGCUGAGUGCUCUAUCUUGUAUUUCUAGUAUCUGUUUUUUUACAACAAAUCAAAAUAUUGUACUUUCAAGUGUUAUGAUUAGGCCCCUAUGUAGACCUCCUAGGCCUGAACCAAUGGCUGCAAAGAACUUCCGUAUGAACAGGAUCGGAGAAUUAUUUGAAUUGAAGACAUUUCCCGAGAAGAAAGGCGGUAAAAAACCAUGUCCAAGAAGUGGCCAUCGCUGUGUUGCUGAUAAAAAGGGACUGUAUGUAUUCGGAGGAUACAACCCAAAUCUAGACACACUGAAAAGGCAUUACGAUGACUGUGAUUUUGAGGCUCUGGACAUCAUCAUUCCACUCUUCAAUGAGCUUUGGGAAUUCAACUUUGCUUCCUGUUGCUGGAGGAAGAUGAAGACAUCUGGUCCAAUGCCAACUGAAGUUGCCUCAAUGGCUAUGCUCUUAGUUGGCUCAACAAUUGUUGUCUAUGGAGGGACAGGAUUUCCAUUUGGGUUCACAUCUAGUAACAAGAUUUACACUUUGAACCUGAGGUCGCUGAAGUGGAAAAAGCAUGUGACUGAAGAGGAGUAUUCCCCCAUUCGAACCUAUGGCUCUGCAAUAUGUGUCAACAAGGAAAACUUGUAUGUUUAUGGCGGUACUACAGGAUGGUCUUACACUUCUAAUGUUGAUUGUUACAAUAUGGACUCUCUUUCUUGGAGCAGUGUGUACGAUUCAUCAAUAGAUUGGCCCCCGGGCUAUAUUCAGCCUCAUGAUUAUGUUCAGUCCCCAAAGCCUCGUUAUCGACAUGAGAUGGUGUCUGAUCGUGAACAUUUGUACAUACUUGGAGGGGGUAGAGCUACCGUGGCUUUUGAGCUAGAAACAAUAUAUAUUUUAAAUUUGCAAUCAAAAUCCUGGGAAAGACGUCAAAGUAUAAAAGAUAAGAAGCAUGGCUACCCUGGACGAAGGAGGUGCUUCGGUUGCUGUCAGCUUAGUGACAAUGUGUAUAUUAGUGGAGGACUGAAUGAAUUAAUGAUGUUUGAUGACAUUUGGAGAUUGUCACUUACAGACCUUCAGUGGACUAAAUUCAAUGCAAAACUUCUCUUUCCAACCUAUUUUCAUGCUGCUGCAGUGACACCAUCGGGGUGUAUGUUCAUCCAUGGUGGAGUCAAAACGCUCACUGGGGACAAAAGAAGUCUGAAAUUAAGCAAAAUUUGGUUGGUUGUACCUAACCUUUUAGAACUCUGCUGGGAGAAAAUUCUUUAUUACAUACCAAGCAUCUGCCGGAUACCAGAGUCUCAACUCAUGCAGUUAGGUUUACCGCAGCAUAUCAUAUCAAGAUUAAAAUUCAUUUAGUUUAAAUUAGAUUAUUUAAAAAAAUGUAUUUGUUAUUCGUGUCUGUGACCAGCAUAGUACUUGCUGUAUAUUUGGAAAACGUUUUGAUUGGUUGAACAAAAUAUGUUCACACCGAUUCAUUGGAAAUUUUCAAAUGAUACCAGCCUACUAUACGUAUAUAUGGUCUGGGGGAAGCACUUUAUUUGCGCAACUACCGUAUUUAUUUCGAUAAAUGCCACGCUUUGAAUAAAAUUCUCCCUCUUGAAUAAUCACCCUCACCAGAACCUCAUUUGGAAUAAACACCUCCCUCGAAUAAACACCCCGGGACGUUUACUUUUUCUUUGAAUAAAUUCCCCCAACUGACUAAACAAUUCUAAUUGAAGCAACAUUAUUCUCAACACAUUCUAUUAAUGUUCUACUCCAGUUUUCUAAACCUGGUUGUGAUCAAAAAGUCCUUAUAAUCACGCAAAAACACCUUUUGACGGUAAUUGUGUGUUGUAGUUCCACAUUUACAGUGAAGUUCAGGUGUGUUUAUUUGAGUAUAUGUUCCACAGACAAGCCAAACCAGUCACUCGCAAAAAUCGAUAUUAAGUUAUUAAUACAGGGUUAAACAAUAA
Molecule: messenger RNA, 1947 nt
Organism: Anneissia japonica
Lineage: Eukaryota; Metazoa; Echinodermata; Crinoidea; Comatulida; Comatulidae
Product: kelch domain-containing protein 10-like
Exons: 8
Coding region: 98-1351 (417 amino acids)
Biological process (GO): positive regulation of stress-activated MAPK cascade
Molecular function (GO): protein binding
Source: RefSeq, a predicted model, not a curated record